This is a messenger RNA of Melampsora larici-populina 98AG31, 644 nucleotides long. RefSeq lists its product as uncharacterized. NCBI's taxonomy places the organism in Eukaryota, Fungi, Basidiomycota, Pucciniomycetes, Pucciniales, Melampsoraceae. The coding region runs from base 84 to 518 and encodes 144 amino acids. The record is from RefSeq and is a predicted model, not a curated record. The transcript is spliced from 4 exons.
CGCGCGGUGUUGAUGAAGACUUGACAAAGAAGUGGACCGAUUUUCGCACUAAGGCCGUUGGUGAUCACCCAGGCCACAAGCUAAUGAGAUUUUUAGAGGACAUCAUCCAAAGAUCAUAUUUCAUAUAUAGACAGUCAUUAGAUUCGACUUCGCAUAGGAUGACGCCAGAUGUUACCUCAGCCCUGACGAUCUUUUGGGUUGUAGGAUCCCUCCAAGAAGCCAAAAAUGCUGUCAAGGGAGAUGAAUAUUGCACCCAGUACCUGAUGGCUAGCUCUUUACACGAUUAUUGCUUAUUGAAGGCCUCUGCCGCUGCCGCAAUCAUGAGACCUGACGACCACUUUGCCUUCUACAUGUCAUUUCCUGAGUUGUGUCACCUCAAAAGUUGUGCUACAGAAUAUCAACACCUUUUCAGGACUGGCUGUCAAUCAAGCAUAGGAAGAGCGCCUAGGGCUAUCACACACGAUUCUAAAGAACAUUUGAGAGUGAGAAAGAAAAUUGCACUGUUUUGGAAACCGUGAAAUAAAGUGGAAGUUUCUUGAAGUAUUCCGUGAAUAUCUUGUAUUUUAUACCUAAACAUGUAUGGUAUAUUAGAUGAAAAGUGUACCUGGUAUCUAGAGUGAGAUAAGUUAUAGGUUUGAUCCUGU